This is a messenger RNA of Mytilus trossulus (common blue mussel), 881 nucleotides long. RefSeq lists its product as uncharacterized. Lineage: Eukaryota; Metazoa; Mollusca; Bivalvia; Mytilida; Mytilidae. The record is from RefSeq and is a predicted model, not a curated record. Gene Ontology annotation, molecular function: S-adenosylmethionine-dependent methyltransferase activity. The transcript has 6 exons. The coding region runs from base 84 to 722 and encodes 212 amino acids.
CACAACACAACCACCAAUAUUCCUAUAUCUUUAGGGAAGCAGUCACAAAUAAACUUUCCAUUCAUAGACAAUCCAAAGAAAAAAUGGAAGAUGAUGACAGCAAAAAACAGCGGGUAUGGUAUUUGUCCGACGGUAAUCCAACACAGGAGGAAAGGAUUAAAGAAUAUGAUAAUUUCUGUUCUACAUAUGAACAGGUUCUUGGAGAAGAGGGUUGGCAAAGUCCGUAUAUUUGUGCAGAAACAGUAGGAACAUAUAUAACUGACAACCGAGACAGAGUGGAAAUACUUGAUCUAGGAGUUGGAACUGGUCUGGUUGGAAAACGCCUGCAUGAGCUUGGAUUCCGUAUUUUUGAUGGAAUUGAUCCGUCACAGGGCAUGCUGACCUUGGCAAAACAGAAACAGAUAUAUCGCAACCUUUACUGUAAAUUCUUUACAUCAGAACCUACAAAAAUUAAAGAAGGUUCGUAUGACGCCAUUUGUAUAUCUGGUGCUUUUGGAAAAGGUGACAUUCCGGAAGACUCAGUGUACGAAAUGAUAAGACUUGGAAAACCAGGUUGUAUUCUUUGUUUUGUUGGAAGAACAGUAGCAUUUGAAUUAUUAUUGCCAUUAUUAGAAACAUUGGAAAAAAAUAAACAACUGAAGAAAGAGGAAAUUACAGAAACACAGAAAUAUAGAAAAGAUACUCCAGCUCUCAUUAUUGUGUACAGAAUCAUAAAAGACUAAUUGCGCAUUUUCUUCUUUAUGUCACUCUUUCAUUCUGAUUCAAGCUGACACAGCUUUAAGGUCAAAUGACUGGUUUCCGUCAUUUAGCUUCCGUCUUCGUCUGUUAACGUUUACUUUUACAAAAACAUACUAUGUCAAAAUAAACUAAAUUUAACUGCC